Messenger RNA from Eufriesea mexicana, 361 nucleotides. RefSeq names its product zinc finger protein 684-like. Bases 30 to 320 code for a protein of 96 amino acids. The transcript has a single exon. NCBI's taxonomy places the organism in Eukaryota, Metazoa, Arthropoda, Insecta, Hymenoptera, Apidae. The record is from RefSeq and is a predicted model, not a curated record.
CUAACGAGCCAACUACGAUUUCAGGGUGGAUGCCGGCGAUAGGUCACGGCGGUAUGGCAAACUACCAAUUCUACCAGUGCAACAUGUGCGGUAAAACCUACUCUUGGAAGUCCUCGUAUCAUCGACACUUGCGGGAGGAAUGCGGCAAGCAGCAGAGGGCAAAGUGCAAAAACUGCGGUAGGCAGUAUCGCUGGCGAGAUUCUCUGAACAAGCACUUGAAGUACGAGUGCGGAGUGGAACCGAAAUACGCGUGUUCGACGUGUGGCAGGAAGUUUCGUCACAAGCAGUUGCUCACGUCCCAUUUGAGGAAGUUUCAUUGAACUCUCUUUCCCCGAGCGUCGUUUAACCAUAAUACCGAGAA